Messenger RNA from Beauveria bassiana ARSEF 2860, 3546 nucleotides. RefSeq names its product homeobox and C2H2 transcription factor. Bases 1 to 3546 code for a protein of 1181 amino acids. Gene Ontology annotation, biological process: regulation of DNA-templated transcription. Gene Ontology annotation, molecular function: DNA binding. The transcript has 2 exons. NCBI's taxonomy places the organism in Eukaryota, Fungi, Ascomycota, Sordariomycetes, Hypocreales, Cordycipitaceae. The record is from RefSeq and is a predicted model, not a curated record.
AUGUCUGGCUCCAUGGACGAGUUUGUCCACUGGGACGAGGCUGGCGCUGCCAUUGGCGGCACCACCGACUUUCAGCUCGACACCGAGAACCUCGAUCUGGUUCUUGAAAAUGUCGACGAAGAUGACUUUGGCUUCUCUGCUCUCCAGCACUACUCUGGCGAUGCCAACCUGGACCUCUUUGCCGUCCCCGGCGUCAUGUCCGAUCCUAUCCCCGAGGCCUGGUAUGAUGCUCCGCAGGCCGCCUGCACCCAUUGUGCUGCCGGAAGCUUUACCUGCAAAAAGAUUCGCGAAGGUAGUCACAAGGGCUACUGUACCAGCUGCGUUGCGCUCCGUGUCGAGUGCAGCUUUGCCGGGGCUCUGGCCGAUACCAACGUCGCCAUCGAGCCAUCAGCAACCUUGCCUUCGAACCCUUGGUCCGUCACCGGCCAACACUCCAACCCCAUACACUCUAGCUUUGCCAACUUCAAUGCUGCGACUAUUACGGCUCCAGUUCCAGUUCCAGUCCCAGUUCCUGCUACUCAGUCUGCCGAGAAUAACGGCAUUUUUGCCCCGGUGCCCAUUGCGCCACCCAAGAUUGGCGCCCGUUUCUCUCGCGAGUCUGUCCGCAUACUCAAAAACUGGCUUUCCACUCACACCAGACAUCCCUACCCCAGUGAAGAGGAAAAAGAAAUGCUGCAGCGUCAGACUGGUCUGAACAAGACGCAAAUCACAAAUUGGCUUGCCAAUGCCCGUCGCAGAGGCAAAGUCCAACCCCCUCGAUCAGUCUCUCCCAACAUCAGAAACUGGUCCACCUCGGGUUCAAUGGACAUACCGCAACGUCGCGGAACACCUGCCCUCGAAGCCAUGAACCCACUGCAGCGUUGGCAGGUCUCUCCUCCAGAACACGAACCGGCCUCGGUCAGCGCCAUUGCCAGGGCCGUUACCGCUUCGUCUUCUGCCCUGUCCUCAGGGCUCAACUCGCCUUACAGCUUCAACUACACCGAUGACGGCUCCAACAGGUCGCUUUGUAAGGAGUCUUCAGCAUCUAGUGUGGGAACAUCGCAGUCUAGCAAUGGUUCAUUUGGUUCGGCAUAUUCUCACGGCUCCAGACACUCCUGGGGAUCUUUUGGCUCUGCGCCCUUCAACAGCCGAGGCCGCCGCCGUCGCCGUCGCCGGGGCGCCACCAAGCCCGACGGCGACGCCAAUCUCUCUGCACCAUUGAAGACCUUUCAAUGUACUUUCUGUACCGAAACGUUCAGAACAAAGCACGACUGGCAAAGACACGAAAAGUCUCUACACUUGUCUCUUGAACGAUGGGUCUGUACCCCUCAUGGGCCUCGUGUCAUGAAUCCGGAAUCAGGACAAAUGUCUUGCGUCUUUUGCGGCAUUGCCAACCCAGAUGAUGCGCAUAUUGACUCGCACAAUCACUCUGCUUGCCAAGAGCGCGCCAUUGAGGAGCGGACAUUCUACCGCAAAGAUCACCUCAACCAGCACCUUCGAUUGGUUCACAAUGUCAAGUUUUUGGACUGGGCGAUGAAGCCGUGGAAGAUUGCGACGCCAGAGAUCCGCUCACGCUGUGGUUUCUGUGGCAUCGUGAUGGAUUCUUGGACUAUUCGUGUAGAUCAUCUUGCAGAGCAUUUCAAGACUGGUUAUUCCAUGGCUGAUUGGAAGGGUGACUGGGGUUUCGAAGUGCCCGUUCUCGACAUGGUUGAAAAUUCCAUCCCGCCCUAUCUUAUUCAUCAUGAGCGAACCUCACCUCUACCCUAUGUUGCCCUCCAGUCUCCGCCUGCGUCUCCGCGUAAUGCGUACGAGCUCAUCAAGCUGCAACUAGCCAACUUUGGCUCUUCGCACUGGGAACAAUACGGAAAGAACCCGACCGACGAAGAACUCUGCCUGGAAGGAUGCCGUAUCAUUUUUGCCUCCGAAUUGCUGUCUAUACAAGGCAUCGCCACCCAAGUAUCCUGGCUUCGUGACAUUGUCAUGAAUGACGAAGAAAUUACUCGUCAGGCCAAGUUUGGACCGCUUCUCCGUGCCGCCGAGCUUCAGAGUCUCAAGAUUAACGGCAAGGACAAUCUGUUUGAGGAGUGUCCGAUGGAAAUUCAGCUUCACCAGUUUGUCAAGGCCAAGAGGUUGCUGGGCUUGAUUGCCAUGGAUGAUGAGCUGCAAGAAGAGGCUUGCCGAAUCGUUGGACGUGUUGAAGAAAUUUGCACUUUCCCCUCCGAGGCUGUUGCCAAUUGGCUACUUCGGCUGAUCAAGCGGUCGACCUCCUGGUUGGCCCGCUUCCGGCGCCGCGCCCAUCUGCCCAGAACAGAAGAUAUCAAGAGCGACACCAUUCGUUCCAAGGAUCUCACCUCCAUCGACUCAACAAUUCACAGCUAUUCUAGACUGGAAUGUGAGCUUGGUGAUUUCUUGAAGGCCCAGCGCAGCUUAGGCAAGGAGCCCACAGACGAGGAUCUCCAGCGUCAGGCGCGUAUCAUCAUUUACGAGUUCGAUGAUGGAUGGAACCAGACGGCGGCCGACAGCAUGCAGUGGUUGGACGCUUUCAAGGAACGACAUGCGCUGGUGGAAAAGACGCCAGACAGCAUGGACAAGACAUCCCCGGAACAGUCUGAUCAGGCUACGGCUGUAGCUUCACCCAGUUCACAGUGGGCAGCGCCAGGCAAGAGGUGGCCAAGCGCCGUGAGUGCCAAAAAUGUCGAACCAGCCCAAUUCGGUAAACACAGUAGCGCUCCAUCGUUCCUCAAUGAUGCAAAUUGCUACCGCCGUCUUGCCAAGGAGCUGAAGAGAUGGGUCGCCUCGACCACGUCGCGCAACAACCCCAGUCGUCACGUCCCGACAGACGAGGAGCUGCGCUAUCAAGCACGAUGGAUCGUCUACGACGGUGACGACCCUUGGAACCAGACUGCAGCAGACAAUGCCGAGUGGCUGCAGAGGUUCAAGCGCGACGUGGGCAUCACCAACGACGGCGGGCCCGGCCUUCCGGAUAGCUACGCUUGGGCCAUGGAGCAAGGCGGUACCGGCUUCGCGCCGCCCUACGCCUGCCCCAAGUCGGACAACAUGGACCCGUUUGCCGGCGCCGUGCCCGUCGAGAUGCGCGACGGCGCCAAGCCCUUCCUGGCCGGGCCGACGGCCGCUAACAGUUUCCUCGACACGCUCGCGGAGCCACACACGCGUCCCGCCAAGGUGUUUUGCUCACGCGAGCUCGAGGCCCGCCUGCUACAAUUCGCCGAGCGACACGCUCUCACGCACGGCGACAUACCCGGCGACGUGGCGCUCCGUGCAGAGGCCAGACAGAUUCUGCAGACAGACUACACGGCUGCCGACGACGACAUGCUGCUCGGCAAGUUCAAGGAGCUGCUCUGCGAGAAGAUGCCAUUCCUCGAGCCGCAGCCGCAGCAGCCGAGCACAGACGUAGCAGCGGCGGCGGCGGCGGAGGAUGCGCUCGCGGCGGCGGACACGGACUUGGACAUGUUGCUGCACAGCAUGGACUUUGAUAUGGAGCCGGACUUUAUGAGCAGUGCCGUCAUUGGAACAGAUGGAGAAGACGGUGGUGCGUCGCUUCUCUGA